Haliotis rubra (blacklip abalone) is the source of this 968-nucleotide messenger RNA. Its product is annotated as glutathione S-transferase A4-like. The coding region runs from base 109 to 762 and encodes 217 amino acids. Gene Ontology annotation, molecular function: glutathione transferase activity. The transcript has 6 exons. Lineage: Eukaryota; Metazoa; Mollusca; Gastropoda; Lepetellida; Haliotidae. Gene Ontology annotation, biological process: glutathione metabolic process. The record is from RefSeq and is a predicted model, not a curated record.
UGUGCCUCCACUGCGGACCUAGUGGCCUCCAGUCCCCCCCUGACACCGUCCUUGACCUUUAACAACAACUAUCGCAAUUCAGUGCACACUUUCCGACCUAUAACAACGAUGGCAGCUCCUAAACUUUAUUACUUUGACGGACGUGGAAAAGGAGCAAUAGUACGAUUGACGCUGGCGGCGUGUGGUAUCAAGUUCACAGAAGAGCUACUAACAGAAAGAGAGCAGAUUGAAAAAUGGAGAUCAGAUGGACUACUCCUGUUUUCACAAGUGCCAAUGUUGGAGAUAGAUGGCCUGAGACUGGUUCAGACAGGGGCCAUUGUUCGGUACAUAGCAGAUAAAGAAGGGCUGCUGGGGUCAUCACACGAGGAGACGGCCAGAAUCAACGAGCUUUUCGAAGGCUCGCGUGACUUUAUGUCCGCCUUCUACCCAGCUGUGUUUGUGGAUAUUAAGGAGGUGUUGGAGAAGGCCUCGGCCAAAAGUUUGCCUCGCUACCUCCCUAUAUUUGAUAAGGUUCUGAAGAAAAACGGAACUGGUUUCCUGGUUGGCGAUAGUGUGACGCUGGCAGAUAUUGGUCUUUUGGAGCCAGUUCUCAUGACAAUUGACUACUAUGGGUUAGAAGCUCUAAAGGAUUAUCCAUCUCUUCAGGAGUUUCACAAGAAGGUUACGUCUCUGCCGAACAUGGCUGAGUUCCUGGCAGGACCACAGCGGAGGAAGCCUAAUGAUGACGUGUAUGUCUCCACCGUGAAGAAGGUCAUCUUUUAAUGAUCUCAUCGUUCUAGAUUGGCCGUGUGAACAGCGUCAGUAGUUUGAGAUGCGUGUUAGCUCACCUUGUUACGUGAAGUUAUGUAGGUGCAAACCCUCCUUCGCGGUUCCUUUUUUCGACACACCUUCCUAAGUGAUAGGUGUCUGUCGUUUCUGACAUGUUUAACUGGGUCAUAUUUUUAAUAUAAAAGUCUUUGACAAGCGAA